UAACUUAACCCUUCUCUACUCUCAGCUAUUCAGCCCCUUUUCCCUCCCUAACCCUCCCUGCCUCCCCCCUUCCUCAUCAUCCUUGUUGCCCUUCUCUUUCACCCUCUUUCCUUGCCUCCCUCCCCUCCCAUGGACAUACAAACCCUCCCUUCUUAUCCCCUUGUCCCUCUCUCCCCCCCCCCCCUCCCUCUGUCCUUCCUUACAUCUUUCCCUUGCUCUUCUUCUCCCUCCUACUCUCUCCCUGUCCGACCAUCAUUCCCCUUCUGUACCCAAAAUCUUGUCUGUCCCUCUAUCAUUCCCACAUUCCCAUCUCACUUCCAUCCUUUUUACUUUAGCGUUGUAUCCUCGGUUCUUCCCCCUUUGUAUCGCUCCCUUCGCCUUCCCUCCUCUGUCCGUCAAUGCCGUUCUUCAUCUGACCUUAUUUCUGUCUCUUUUUGCUCUUCUUUUUUCCUCAUCUCAUUUUGCUCUUCUUUUUUCCUCAUCUCAUUUUGCUCUUGGAGUUUCUUCCUUUUGUGUUCUUCCUUUUAAAGUUUCCUGUUCAUUAUUUGCUUGCUUCCCCCUUCUCCGUCUCUUUUUCUUCUAUUUUUUCUUUUCUUCCUCUCCUCCCUCACCACCCUUCUUACACACACACUAACCCCAUCCUCGUUUUCUUAAAUCUCUUCCCCCUCUGUUGCUACUAUUUUCUUUCCAUUAUCCAUUUAUUCCUGCUCCCUUGCCAUGCAGUGCUCCUCUCCUUGCCCUUCUUCCUCUCCCUCGCUCUCCCUUAAUGCGACUCCAGCCCUCUCCCUUCUUACCGUCCCCUUACCCUAUCUCCCUAAUGAUCUCUUCCUUCCUUGCCUCUCCCUGUGUCUCUCCCCUUUCCUCAAUAUUCUUCCCCUCUCCCUCCUCAAGCUUCCUUCCCCUAUCCUCCCCAACUUUUGCCUUCACUCCCCUCUUGCGUCCCCCUCCUACUCAACCUUCCCCUUCACCUCCCCAACUUUUCUCUUCACUCCCCUCUUUCCUCUCUCUGUCUCUUCUCCCUCCUUCCCCUCACCCUCACCCUCUGCUUUGCUUUUAUAUUUCAAGUCUGGAUGUGAGAGAUUAUGAAGGUGUCCAGGAACCACCAAGUGCUGCAGGGCUGGCAACACUGCUGGCUGGCUGCUUCACUUCUUGGUCUGGUCAUGGUUAUGUUCGCUUUGAGACUCAGGUAUACAUGCUACUCCACUUUCAAACCAACAGUUUCCUUACACACACACACACACACACACACACACACACACAGAGUUAGGAGAUGAGAAGAGUUGCAGCAUUGGACACCAUAAGGAGGUGUCUUUUUUUCCCCUCAUCUGACUUUUCUCAGCUGAGACUUCCUAAAAGCUGAAUUUAAGGAAGAAUCAAAGCCUCCAGGAAGUUUCUGUCCCGGUGGGUGGGUGGGUGAGUGUGGAGAGCAGAGCACCAGCAGCCUGGACCCUUCACAUUUACAUGAGUGCCCCACCCUCUCCCAUCCCACCCCAGAACAGGUGCUGCCCAAGACUUGUUCAAGUGCUCUUAAUGUGUGUUGUUAAUACCUUUUUGGGCCACCUUACUCUGAAUCAUACUAUAUUAUUAGAGUAAGUUAAUGUUUAGUCUUUAAUAAAGUAAGAUGAAAAAUUCAAUCUUGAUUAAAUUUUAAUCUAAAUAAGUUUGUUGGCCCUUGUGUGUUCUCACUUCUGUAAGAUUCCUUUGGCAUGUAGUACAUAUAAGUGAAGGAGGACAUUGCAUGGACUUGUAUUUAGUAAUCUGCAUGUUUGAGAUUUUUAGACCAUUUGUAUGUGCAUGGCUGCUUUUUUUUUCUUUGCUUACAUACAAUUUGCAUAAAUCUUUUGUUUUUUAUUCCAGAAAAGAAGGAAAGAAAUAUUGUUUCUUCAGUAUUAUGCUAUGCUACUAGCAUGGCUUCCACUUUGCUGUGACACUGACCGCUGGGAAAGGCAAUGUGAUAUCGCGUCGAUGCUGUUGAAGCUAACGAGGAUGGGAGGGAAACAGAAAGGGUGGGCGCUAGAUAUGAACUAGGGAGAGGAGGAGGAAAGAACGAGGGGAAGGGAGCAUCAAACAGAGGGGCAGCUACCUCAGUGCUACACUAACCUAGAGAGACGGCUAGGGAUCAGUGGUGGAGGUGAGGUGUUGGUGCAAGCGCUGGCCCCCAGUGCUCUCCUAGCAUUCUCUGGGUGGGCCUGACACCCUCCCUCUAUUGCAGGUGUGUAGGCAUAAAGGUGCCAGCCAUGGACUUCACAAUGAACAUGAUCGACAAUGGUCGGGGCAUACCUGCGACCCAGGCAGCUGCGGUGGCUGCCAUGGGUGGUCAGGUGACCUACCAGGCUCAUGCUGUGAAUGUCACCCCCACAGUGAGCCAACAGCAACCACAACAACAACAGCAGCCACCGCCCCCACCACAACAGCAGCAGCCACAACCUCGGGGCGGCAUGCAUGAGGGUGAUGGUGGGGCGGGGCUGCCGGGGGAGGGCAAGGUGCAGGAGCUGACCAAGGAUGACUCCCAGGGAGCCUUCACGCCCCCGCCCAGGGUGUCGUCCGUGGCGUCGCAUGAGAGUCGCGUCGAGAAGGGUACUGAUACCACAGACUUUGAACCACUCAUUAAGGUUGAGAUUAGGGGGGGGAUACCAGGGAUCAACACUGGCGACAAGGACAAGAACAGUAUCGUUCAGUUACACUUCAACAGUGUCAACGAGGUGUUGCAUUAUUUUUCCCAGCGGUCAGUACCACAGCACAUUGAUGCCUUCAAUCUUCUCACCAACCCAGACCUGGUGCGCAAUAUCAACCCCGACCUGGUGCGCAACCACUUCCUGUACGUGCCCAACCCUCAGGAGGGGGUACGGGUGGCAUCCAACGGUUACAGUUCGGGCGGAUCCAACUCUGCCCAAACCCCUCCUACCCAAGGAGGGCCGACCACGUCACCGGUGGUGGUGAAGCAGGACACCAGCAGCGGCGGUGGCGGCGGCUACAGUAAGCAGGGAGAGCGACGGCGCGACUCCGGGCAUAGUAACCUGCCACCAGGCACCAUCAUACCCAGGCCAGGAGUUGACACUUCUGGGGCAUCCUUUGUUUGUUGGAUUUGUGGCCUAGACAUGCAGAAGUCAUUACAGUUUGAGGAACACAUGGUGGACCAGCACAGUGUGGAUAAGCCAUACAGAUGCGACGACUGUGGGGUCACCUUCAAGCGGAAGGCACACCUGGACCGUCACCGCAGGAUUCACUUGCCCACGCGGCCUUAUCAAUGUGCCGUGUGUGGCAAGGGAUUCACUCGCAAUGAACAUGUGCGUCGCCACUCCUUCACCCACUCUGGGGAGAAGCCUUACCACUGCCCCACCUGCAACAAGACAUUUUCUCGGCGGGAGCAUCUGACCAAACAUCUUCUGAGCCACACCAAGCCUCCGGGCCCUCACAGCCCCCCACCCGGCGGCCACCCGCACACACCAGGUGAGUAUGAGUACAUGACAUCACCUGCGGACUCACCCAACCCCCCGCAGCCACAGCUGGGGUCAGCCUCUGCCGCUGCAGCCAUCUCUCUUAGCGGAGCUGCCCAGAUACCAUCCAGCUUGCUGCAUGCAGCUGUGCCACAGCUGCUGCCGCCUUCCACCAACACUAUUAUCAAGCACUCGCAGCCGCACCACCACUUGGCUGCCCACCACUCCCCAGGCCUGGCAACGACCCUGCUGCUGCAGACCACCGACCAGAGCGGGAGGAUUGUGACCAUCAACCCACCAGGGGGUAGUGGUAUUGCCACCCCUGUGGUUACCACCUCCUCCACCAGUCACCACUCGGGACAGGGCAGCGGAGGUCAUGGUGGAGGUAGCAGCUCUGGGGGUUCUACAAGGGGCCUCAACCACAAUGGUGAGCCUGUGCCACGACCCUACCAGUGUGGGGUGUGUGGCAAGUCCUUCAUCCGCAACGAGCACCUGCGGCGCCAUGUUUUGACUCACUCGGGGGAGAAGCCCCAUGCCUGUGUCACAUGUGGGAAGGCCUUCUCCCGCCGUGAGCACCUGACCAAGCACAUGCGCUCUCACAUCAAAGUUAAUGCUGCUUCAGGAUCUGGCCAGUCCAGCUCCCAGCCAAGCCACUCCAUUCAAGUAGCUGGAGUUUCAAGUGUAGCUACACCCCAGCCUGCUCCAGCUGUGGUCCAAACUGCCACAGUCUCUCUGCCAACACCCACUGUGGUGGCAAGCAGCAAUGCCCAUCAGCAGCCUCCACCCCAUGGCGUAACGCAUACGGUGGCUGGCUCCCACGGAACACCUGUGGCCCAUGCAGCCCACUUGCCACCGGGGACCCAUUAUCUCCCCAUGUUUGGACUUCUGGCUGAAGUGGUGUGAGCCCCAACCCCACUCGAUCCCCUGUAGCACACUGAUGCCGGCAGCACGGGCACCUCCCUGUGUUCUGACCCCUCACCACCACACAACUCAUACUUACACAGAGAUGGUGCUUGGCCCAGUGACACAUGGCUCAUCAGGCCAAUGCUGCCUGGCUGGGCCAUGUGUGGUGCUGAAUGAUGCAAGCUGUAGAUAAUGUUGUGCCAUGAUCUCCCUGUAGCUGUGACCACUAGAGUUUCUCUCUUUGUUGUUGCUACUAGCCAGGUGGCGGGCCCAGCACUAGGUACGUGUCAUCGUCCACUGUCUGACCCUAAUCACAUUCCAAGCCAUAUAUAGGUGUCUCUUUGGCUACAUUAAAUAGGGGAAAUUUCCUUGGCUAUAUAUGAGGUGUUAGUUAAACACCCAUGAUAUGUAAAUUUUUAAAAGAAAUUUAUGCACUCCUAUGUACUUAGAAUAAUUGUAAACUGAUUAGGAGUUAUUAUACUAGAAUUUAUUUGGGAAUUUGUUUAUGCACCUGCCAAAGCAUGGAAGUUGGAUCCCAAGGGACAGCAGUCAAGUUAUCCCUUAAGUGACGAGGCAGCUCUCAAUGUGGCAGCCACACCCAAUCCCCCCAUACCCCCACUUUUAGUUUUGUUUUUUCCUUAUACUUUGUAUGAGGACUUUAUAUUUAGAACCAGACUUUUUUGCGCAUUAGACCAUGUUGAUGUGUUUAUUGUUUUCUCUUUCUUUAUAGUAUAAAAUGUAAAGAAGUACCUUUUAAUUGUAUUUAAAGUGAAAGAACUAAUUAUUUUAAGAGCUUUCUUCACUUGCUUAUGGUAGAUAUUCAGAAGGUAGCAUUUCCUACCAGAUACGAAGCUUUGUGUUAGUUCCCUCUGCAAUGAAGAGGAAAACAUAAGAGAUUAUUUCACUGUCCAAAGUUAUCAGUCCUGAUCAUAGUGUGGAGACUCUUGAUGUCAGUUCCAUGGCAUCACUUGGGAAUCUGCUUUUAUACAUUAUAUCUUUUUUUUGUUUGUAUGAUUAUUUAUAUUAAAACAGGCAACAAUUUUUUUUCCCUCCUACCAAGAUAAUUGAAAUGUUUCCUGUAUCUAAAGGUGCUCAAAUAUAUGAUAACUUUGGAUCUGAUAAGUUAUGGUUAAGAUUAAAAGGAGAUCUGAACUUUUAUCUCUUAAAUUAAAGUCAAGUUUAUGGCAAUCAUGGUUGUUUUUAGUAAUCAGACUCUAGGGGAUUCAUUUGUUAUUCACGUGGUGUUUGAUAUUAUUUUGGGUAUAAUAUUUAUUCAAGCAACAGUUUUUACUUGUCACUUAAUAAUUAUGGUUUUGAUUGUGCUCUUCUUUGGAUUUGAUCUUGCCAGCAGUAGGCCAAGAUUUUUGCCCUGCCUGUACAGACUUUUCAUUGCUAUUGCCAACAUUCUUGGAUUAAUUUUAAAAUAAGUUGCAUUAUGGAUGUAUUUGGUGGAAGCGGCAUUGUUUUUGUAUCAUCAGAGGACUCUUUUGUAGUCACUCGACUGUCUCAUAUUCCUUCGACUUUUUAUUCUUUGCUCAUUUCAAAUUAUCAGAACUGGUAAACUUAAAUUGACCUCCUUCAGUAUGAAGUAAAUAAAUCAAUCAUUCACAUUAACAAGGCACUAUACUGACUGCACAACACAGGCAGGUCACCUGACAGCUAAAGGAUGAGAGAAUAAUACUUUACGUUUUCUUACUGAAGGCAAGGAACACUUGCAAGAAAUGUUCCUACUGCUAUGCCUGUGAAAUAUUAAGCACAGUGCUAGUGAGCUUCUAAAGACAUUAUUGUUAUGCCUGUGAAGUUUUCUUUCAGCACAGGGCUAGGGAGCUUCAUCUGUAAGACAUUUUAUUGUAAUUUAAUAUUUUAAUUGAUUUGCGGUACACAUGCACACAUCUCCCUUUGUCUAGUACAUAUAACUUAAAAUGGUAGAGGUUGAAGACUUAAGUUUGUAACCCUUGACAUGUGUAAGCCUUUGUUUUUAUUCUUUUUACUUCUCUACCACUGUGUAUAGACCUGAGCCUUCCCUCAGAUGCUUUAAGAAAUACCCUUCUAUGCUAAAUAUUGUAACUUACCCCAUGACAAAGUGAAUACCCAUCAUAAGGUCCACUUCCAAGAUCCAUAUUGUACAGUCUAAAGUGAAAAAUAUUUUUUCAUUCUUGGUAAAUUGACCUUGGGAAAUUCUAUGAAAAAUCUUAUGUACAGUGUAGGUGCUGUGGUGGCUGUGUGCUGCCGGUCAUUACUGAUGUCCACAGUAUUUAAUGUAGUUGGUGUGUUUGGCAUCUGUUACCUUUACAUUGAUCUAAAUAAUCAAUAGAGAGCUGUGUGUUAGUAGUUGUUCAGGAAACUUGUGAGGGGAGGCUACAGCUUAUAUCUGUUGUUCUAUUUAAAGGAAGCUUCAUUAAGUUCCUAACUAGUCCUUAGUGAACAUUUCAGAAGUAAAACUGCCAACACUUCAUGUAUAAGUAUAAAAUAGGUUGUGACAAUGUGAACACUUCUGCAGAGGGAUUAAUAUUAUGAUCUGGGGCAGAAGUUACCUAGGCCUGAGGAGCUUAUUGGAGUUUCCUAAUCUUUCAAUUCACAGCCUGUUGUUGGAUCUGGCACAUCUCCACUGCCAGAAAUGCAUGCCAGUUGCCAGAUGACAGAGUUUAGUUUUUAGUUUGCUAGCCGUUGUCAUGUACUCCUCUCAUGAGGCUUCUUGAAUGCAUAAUUUUUACUUGGAAUUUGUGUGAAAGAGUACAAAUUUUUGACCAAGUUGUUCGGUGUCAUUUGCCUGGUUUGGACUGUUUUAUGUAGACACACACACAUAUAUAUACAUAUAUAUAUAUUUAAUAUAUAUAUUUUUCUUUUAAUUAUUAUUAAAGUGUUCUGGAAAUACCUGUCCCUUAGAGGGAUGCAAUGAACAUAAUUAUUUAACAUUUAAUUUUCCCCGAGUUUCUUUACUUUUUUUUUUCUCUCCAACAACCAUAUACAUGUAUGAUGUCAAAAGCAAGGAAUCACAUGUCUUGCAUCUUGGUUACAGACAAAACCUUAUUCUCACUAUUAAUCUUACGAUGGGGUAAUUGGAAAUUCUGGGAUGCAAUCAGAAAUCAAAAUUCAUCACCGUACAUUCAUAGGAGCUUAUAGCAGAGUAAAGUUGUGCUGAGAUCAUGCAGAUGUUAACAGUCCAUAAGCCAAUCCCUCCAGAGGUGUGAUACAGUCAGAGAUUUAGGGUCCCCAGGCAACUUGAUUUGUUCUUCACUUCUUGAAUUUCACCAUUGUAAAAAUGUUGUUUUCAAAAUAUGCACUGACUGCAUCUAAAGUUUUAAAUAAAUUUAAGUACAGUUUGUCUUUAGCUUGGAAAUGGAAGUGUGUAAUCAGAGUAUGUUUUUAAUGAUGUACAUAUAGACAGUAGUCACGAGUACACUAGAUGUUCUUGUCGUCAUGGAUGUUUGUUUGAGGCUCCUGAUCCCUGAUUAUAUCACAUUGACUUAGGCCUUGAGGUAUUGAGUCACCACCAGUGUGAAGUUUUGCAUAUGAAAUAAUAAAAGACUAAAAGUAAACAAAUUUUAUUGUAUUACUUUAAAAAUUCAAAUAAACUGAAAAUAAAA
This is a messenger RNA of Eriocheir sinensis (Chinese mitten crab), 7927 nucleotides long. RefSeq names its product zinc finger protein 316-like. The record is from RefSeq and is a predicted model, not a curated record. Gene Ontology annotation, molecular function: DNA-binding transcription factor activity, RNA polymerase II-specific; RNA polymerase II cis-regulatory region sequence-specific DNA binding. Gene Ontology annotation, biological process: regulation of transcription by RNA polymerase II. Lineage: Eukaryota; Metazoa; Arthropoda; Malacostraca; Decapoda; Varunidae. The transcript has 2 exons. Bases 2238 to 4340 code for a protein of 700 amino acids.